This is a messenger RNA of Corticium candelabrum, 4016 nucleotides long. Its product is annotated as methionine synthase-like. Gene Ontology annotation, cellular component: cytosol. The record is from RefSeq and is a predicted model, not a curated record. Lineage: Eukaryota; Metazoa; Porifera; Homoscleromorpha; Homosclerophorida; Plakinidae. The coding region runs from base 76 to 3828 and encodes 1250 amino acids. Gene Ontology annotation, biological process: homocysteine metabolic process; tetrahydrofolate metabolic process. Gene Ontology annotation, molecular function: zinc ion binding; cobalamin binding; methionine synthase activity. The transcript has a single exon.
UCAACGUAUUCCCGCGAACACCGCAGCCCAGAACGCUUCACAGCGCACCUACAAGCAACACUUCAAGAGCGAAUCAUGAUCCUAGACGGAGGUAUGGGUACGAUGAUCCAACAGCGGCGUCUGACGGAGGAGGACUUUCGCGGCGAGCGGUUUCGUGACCAUUCGAAGAAUCUGCAGGGUGACAACGACCUCCUUUGUCUAACACAGCCGGACGUUAUCGUUGAGAUUCACAAACAGUAUCUGUACGCGGGAGCGGAUUUCAUCGAGACAAAUACAUUCAACGCGACGAGCAUCGCGCAGGCUGACUACGGAUUGGAGCACGUGGUCUAUGACAUCAACAAGGCUGCCGCUCAGGUGGCGGGUAGAGCGGCGGACGAAGUCACCGCGGAAACAGGGGUCCCGAGGUUUGUGAUGGGAGCAAUUGGGCCAACCAAUAGGACCUUGUCUAUCUCACCUUCUGUUGAGAAACCCGAGUAUAGGAAUGUGAAGUUUGAUGAGCUUAGAGAAGCCUACAAAGAGCAGGCACGAGGUCUGAUGGAUGGUGGAGUUGAUGCAAUUAUUGUGGAGACAAUUUUUGACACCGCGAAUUCGAAGGCAGCUUUGUUUGGACUUGAGGAACUGUUUGAGUCUGAAUACGAGCGACUUCCUGUUUUUGUGUCGGGUACUAUCGUUGACAAGAGUGGACGAAACCUGUCUGGGCAGACUGCCGAGGCAUUUGUUAUUAGUGUGUCACAUACGAAACCUAUGGGUCUUGGUCUCAACUGUGCUCUUGGUGCGGAACAAAUGCGGCCAUUUAUUGAGGCUGUUGCUAGAUCAACAGAAUGCUACAUCGUGUGCUAUCCAAAUGCUGGCCUGCCAAAUGCUAUGGGGGAAUAUGAUGAGACCCCAAAAACAAUGGCCGGUCAUCUCCAAAAUUUUGCACAAGAUGGUCUUCUUAACAUCGUUGGAGGGUGCUGUGGUAGCAGACCUGAACAUAUUGAGGCUAUAGCUUUAGCUGUCAAAGGAUGCAAACCUCGUGAACGGCCACAGAACCUGUUUUCUGAUAUGCUUCUUCUCUCAGGCCUCGAAGCUAUCAAAAUUGGUCCACAGACCCUUUUUGUCAACAUCGGUGAAAGAUGCAAUGUGGCCGGUUCUCGUCGUUUUUGCAGAUUAAUCAAGACAAACAAAUAUGAUGAAGCUCUUAGUGUGGCCAAGAGCCAAGUAGAGAUGGGAGCUCAAGUUCUUGAUAUCAACAUGGAUGAAGGCAUGCUUGAUGGAGUGGCAGCUAUGAGCAAAUUUGUCAACCUGAUUACAACGGAACCAGAAAUAGCAUGUGUGCCUCUGUGUAUCGAUUCAUCCAACUUUGCAGUGAUUGAAGCUGGCCUAAAGUGUACACAGGGGAAGUGUAUUGUCAACAGCAUAAGUUUGAAAGAAGGAGAAGAGGACUUUGUGUCAAAGGCAAGAACCAUCAAGCGAUAUGGAGCAGCAGUUGUUGUCAUGGCAUUUGAUGAAGAAGGCCAAGCUACCGAUGCUGAAAGGAAGGUUGCCAUAUGUACUCGAUCGUACCGCAUUCUAACUGACAAGGUUGGAUUCAACCCGAAUGAUAUCAUUUUUGAUCCCAAUAUUCUUACCAUUGCCACUGGAAUGGAGGAACACAACGAAUAUGGAAUCACAUUUAUUGAAGCUACAAAAACGAUCAAGAAGACUUUGCCUGGAGCACGAAUCAGUGGCGGUGUAUCAAAUCUGUCUUUUUCAUUUCGAGGCAAGGAUGUUAUGCGAGAGGCUAUUCACACCGUGUUCCUAUUCCAUGCCAUCAAAGCAGGCAUGGAUAUGGGAAUUGUCAAUGCCGGCAAUUUGCCACUCUACAAUGACAUUCCAUCCAAUCUUCUGCAGAUGUGUGAAGAUUUGCUGUGGAACCGGCAUUCUCAAGCCACAGAAAUGUUGCUUGAAUAUGCACAGUCUUUGAUGGACAAAGGCAAGCAAACAGUUGCAACCGACGAGUGGAGAGAUAAUGAUGUAGAAUUCAGACUUGAGCAUUCACUAGUGAAGGGCAUCGACAAGUAUAUUAUUGGAGACACCGAGGAAGCUCGUGUGUGUACUGAUCGUUAUCCAAGACCCUUGAAUGUCAUUGAGGGCCCUCUAAUGAAAGGCAUGAGUGUGGUGGGUGAGCUUUUUGGUGCUGGUAAAAUGUUCCUUCCUCAAGUUAUCAAAUCUGCGCGAGUCAUGAAAAAGGCUGUAGGGCACUUGAUACCAUUCAUGGAACAAGAGAAGGAACAAAUGAGGCAGCUAAGAAAACAGGCCAAUGAGAAAGCGGGAGUCGAGAUAGAAGAGGACGAGGAGGAGGAAGACCCAUAUGCAGGCACUAUUGUUUUAGCAACUGUAAAGGGUGAUGUUCAUGAUAUUGGAAAGAACAUCGUUGGUGUCGUGCUGGGUUGUAAUAACUACAAGGUGAUUGACUUGGGAGUUAUGACUCCUUGUGAGAAGAUCCUUGAAACAGCUCGUGAGAACAACGCUGACAUCAUUGGUCUCUCGGGUCUUAUAACACCUUCGCUAGAUGAAAUGGUUCAUGUUGCCAAGGAGAUGGAACGUACACAGUGCAAGUUGCCUCUUCUCAUUGGAGGUGCCACGACCUCAAAGGCACACACAGCUGUGAAGAUUUCUCCACGAUACCAUCAACCGACUAUCCAUGUUCUAGAUGCAUCAAAGAGUGUGGUUGUUUGCUCUGCUCUGAUGGACAGCAACUUGAAGCAAGAAUUUUUUGAAGAAAUUGUAGAAGAGUAUGCUGACAUUCGUGAAGACUACUACGAAUCCCUUCAGGACCGUCGGUAUUUGGGCCUCCAGCAAGCACAGAAGUUGAAGCUAAAACUAAAGUGGGAUGAAUUUGAGCCGACUAAACCAACAUUUCUUGGCACAAGGACUUUCAAUGAUUAUGAUCUCUCAUCUCUGUUUCCAUACAUUGACUGGAAGCCAUUCUUCGACGUCUGGCAGCUCAGAGGCAAAUAUCCUAAUCGUGGAUACCCCAAGCUCUUCAAUGACAAGCAAGUUGGCGAGGAAGCCAAGAAAGUUUUCAAUGAUGCUCAAGCCAUGUUGGAGAAGGUCCAUGCUGACAAGUCACUCAAAGCAUCAGGGGCUAUAAGUUUCUUUGCUGCACAAAGUAGUGGUGAUGAUAUCCUGUUAUAUCAAGAUGAAGAGGCAGCGCAGAGGAAUGACGUACUGGCCACAUUGUAUGGACUGAGGCAGCAAGCAGAAAAGGAAGCAGGUGACACUUCUCCAUAUCUGUGUUUGUCAGAUUUUAUUGCUCCGAUCGAAUCAGGGAUUGUAGACUACAUAGGUAUGUUUGCUGUCUCGGCUGGAUUUGGGUGUGAGGAUCUCUCUUCCAAACACAAAGAAGUCUUCGAUGACUACAACUCCAUAAUGGUGAAAGCUCUUGCUGAUAGACUAGCUGAAGCUUUUGCAGAGGAGAUGCACGAGCGAGUACGCAAAGAGUUUUGGUGUUAUUCUCCUGAAGAAACUUUGGAUGCAAAAGCCCUCCACGGCGUCACCUACCAAGGUAUUCGUCCAGCACCAGGCUAUCCCAGUCAACCAGAUCACACAGAGAAAGAGACAAUGUGGGAUCUGAUGGCAGUAGCUGAGAACACAGGAAUUAUACUGACCGAGUCUUUGGCCAUGGAUCCUGCUGCAUCAGUCAGUGGUCUUUACUUUGCUAAUCGAGAGGCCAACUACUUUUCAGUUGGGAAGAUAACGAGAGAGCAGUUGCACAGCUAUGCCAAGAGAAAGGGGGCUACAGUGACAGACAUGGAAAAGUGGUUGGGAUAUUGUCUUUCUUAUGAUCCUGAUGAUGAAGAUUGAACUGAUAGGGCCAAAAGAACAGUUUUUGUUUUGAGAUAUAUGUAUCAUUGUAACAUUUAUUAAUUUAUUUCAUUAUUUGACUUAUCGAAGUCAACAUUGAUUGCACUACUAUGAUUUUAAGUUCUAAAGAUUGGCGUUCUCACAUGUAGGGCUUUAAUUUUAAUGAGUCUAAUAAAGUUCAGACCAGA